AUGGAUGCAGAGGAUGCUCGGAAAAGGCAAUCAAGAGUGGUUAAGCAUCUCCCUAGAAUUUCUUCGGACCACUGUCCAAUUCUUCUACAGAUUGACAACAAGAAGCAGCAUAACAAUAGAGAUUUCAGAUUUGAGAACAUGUGGUGUUCUUAUGAGGCAGCAAAAGGCAUCAUAGCAAAAUCUUGGAGGAAAAAUGAUUUUGUUAAUUCUAAUGAUAUUCUUGAAAGAAAAAUUAAGAGGUCUCUCAAAAACCUUUACUUUUGGAGCAAAAAGAAAUUGAAAGAACUAAAUUUGAAGAUACAAGAGUUGAAAAAUGAGAUUCUGCAGUUACAAGACAAAGAAGCAAAAGAUGGAGGCAUGAGCCACGAGAACCUUAUUAUUCUUCGUAGUAAGAAAGACAGUUUAAAUAUUUUGAAAGCUCAUUAUACCAAAGAAGAGCUGAUAUUGACGCUGGGGAAAAUGGACAACAAAAAAUCUCCUGAAGCUGAUGGUGCCAACGCAUGCUUUUUUAAAAAUUACUGGAAUAUUAUUGAAGAAGCAACUUGGAAUGCAAUUGAUGAAUUUUUCAAAUCAGGAAGGAUGCCCGAGCAAUGGAAGGACACGGUGGCUGUGUUGAUUCCAAAAGUUCAAAAUGCUAAGGGAUGCUCCAAAUUUAGACCAAUUUGCCUCUGCCAAAUGGUCUACAAGCUAGCUGCAGGCAUGAUUCUUAAAAGAUUCAAAAGUUGCCUCCCACAAGUAAUAUCUGACUAUCAAGGGGCAUUUGUUCCUGGAAGAAGCAUUUCAGAUAACUGCCUUAUUUCUUAG
Dendrobium catenatum is the source of this 804-nucleotide messenger RNA. RefSeq lists its product as uncharacterized. The record is from RefSeq and is a predicted model, not a curated record. The coding region runs from base 1 to 804 and encodes 267 amino acids. NCBI's taxonomy places the organism in Eukaryota, Viridiplantae, Streptophyta, Magnoliopsida, Asparagales, Orchidaceae. The transcript is spliced from 3 exons.